UCAGGAAGCGGGUAGAAGGUAACGCGAGAUAAGGACGGUGUAGCGAAGGCCUUUUUAGGGAAAGAGACCUUCUGUUUUUGCUGAAAACAGUGAACAUAUAUAUAUUUAUAUAUAUUUUCUGUGUUAGUUGUUCGAUUUCUUAUACCAAAUAUGCCCAGAGGCGGUAAAAAAGGUCACAAGGGCCGGGGAAAGCAGUUCAGCAACCCAGAAGAGAUUGACAGACAAAUGAAAGCACAGAGAGAGUUGGAGGCGAAUGGCGGAAUAGAGAAGGAGGAGGAGAAGUCAUCAGGCUCUGACGACAGCAGUAGUGACGAGGAGGAUGUUAACAAAAAGAAGAGUGGGGUGGAAGGCUUAAUCGAGAUUGAGAAUCCCAACCGCAUAUCCCAGAAGAGUAAGAAGGUGACGGAACUAGAUGUCAAUGCACCCAAAGAGCUGUCACGCAGAGAGAGAGAGGAGAUUGAGAAGCAGAAAGCGAAGGAGCGUUAUAUGAAGCUUCACCUGGAAGGGAAAACUGACCAAGCCCGAGCUGACCUCGCCAGGCUGGCCAUUAUCAAGAAGCAGAGAGAGGACGCACAAAAGAAGAGGGAUGAGCUUAGAAAAGAAAAAGAGGCGGAAGAAUCCAAGUCCAAGCGUUAGUCCGGUCUUCUGAGGAUUGGACCUGGAAAACGUUCUGGGGAGGAGAGGGAGACAGAGAAGACUGUGAGGGAGGGGAGGGACCAAUACGAGGGUUGCCAGCUCAGGGGUACCGUGUGCUUGGGCUUUGGCCUUUCAUUUCUGAUGAAGGGUGUGAGCCGGGCAUUUUGGAGGAGACAGGAAAGGGGUGAGAAGGUGGAAAUGUGCACUUUGGUUUUGCCUGUUUAGUUCCUCUGAAUUCCUCUGAGGUCACAACAGCAGGUAUAUUCUGGUGUCUUCCCUCCUCACUCCUCCCCUGUGUUCUAAUUCUAAAGCUGCUGGAGAUAGUUCUUUGAAUAUUCUUUUUUUUUUUUUUACAUUUUAACACAGUUUACUUAUGAAUGGGAGUUGUUAGGGGAGGAUGAGGAUGGGUUUAUAUACUUUCUUAUGACCUGUUUUAAGAAGGUGAAUCAGGAAAAGGUGUUUUUUCAUGGAGAAA
This is a messenger RNA of Esox lucius (northern pike), 1111 nucleotides long. RefSeq names its product pdgfa associated protein 1a (gene pdap1a). The transcript is spliced from 6 exons. The coding region runs from base 151 to 636 and encodes 161 amino acids. Gene Ontology annotation, cellular component: cytosol. The record is from RefSeq and is a predicted model, not a curated record. NCBI's taxonomy places the organism in Eukaryota, Metazoa, Chordata, Actinopteri, Esociformes, Esocidae. Gene Ontology annotation, molecular function: RNA binding.